AUGGCAAGACACAACGACUCUCAGGGCAAGAAAGCGAGCAACCCUUCUAAAAAGCCUCUUCUUACCCAUUUCCUCUGCAUCCCUCUUGUGAAUUCAACCUCGCAACCUCAACUUGAAGCCAGUAUCAGCAAGUUCAAGGAGGAUGUCUGUACUGCGAGGUCAGUCGACACUAGCCCAGACACAGUUUCGAUAGCCGAGAGCACUGUCAAAGAUGGGAUUGCCCAGGAAGACAGGUCUCCUAAGAAUAUCGGAGAGACGACAACACCAAAAGUACAAGCACCAAUGAUACCCGAGCAAGCAAUCAGACCACCUGGAUCAUUACAUCUUACCCUUGGAGUAAUGAGUCUAGACGAAGGAAAGCUGUCUCAAGCAACCACAUUGCUCCAGUCCCUCGACGUGGAAAAACUGCUUCGAGAAGCAACACCAGAUCGAGCCACCGAACCUAGAUCAGGGUCAGAAUCAUUAGAUGGCGCAGAGAUGUAUCUCUCAACUCAUCCUUUGUCUGUCUCCCUCUCAUCCCUCGAACCAGUGCAAUCACCCACAAAAACAAGUAUCCUCUACAUCCGCCCAGAAGACCCAACAAAUCGCCUCUUUCCCCUUUGUUCAGCCCUCCGAAACACAUUCAUCCAAGCUGGCCUCUUAGUCCCGGAUACAAGACCACUAAACCUACACGCCACAAUCGUAAACACAAUCUACAUCAAAGGACGAAAGAAGAAAAAGGCAACGUCAAAACCAGCUUCCGACACGGAAAAAACAAGGACGACGGAAAUGACCAAAUCGACAAAGGAUGAAGAAGGCAAGGAAGGCGAAAUCAAAGCAAACACCCCAUCUUCAGGCCACGGACCAUCAGCAAAAUCGAGUUUAUACAUCGACGCCUCCACCCUUCUCCCUCGCUACAAAACCUACAUCUGGGCCUCCGAUAUCCUAAUCUCUAAACUCGCAAUCUGUGAAAUGGGAACCAAGAAACAAUUCGACUCUACUGGAAAAUGCAUUGGAGAAGCUUAUGCAGAAAUCGCCAUUCUUGAAUUUUGA
Molecule: messenger RNA, 1032 nt
Organism: Aureobasidium subglaciale EXF-2481
Lineage: Eukaryota; Fungi; Ascomycota; Dothideomycetes; Dothideales; Saccotheciaceae
Exons: 1
Coding region: 1-1032 (343 amino acids)
Biological process (GO): regulation of DNA-templated transcription; DNA alkylation repair
Cellular component (GO): nucleus
Source: RefSeq, a predicted model, not a curated record